This is a messenger RNA of Linum trigynum, 4094 nucleotides long. Lineage: Eukaryota; Viridiplantae; Streptophyta; Magnoliopsida; Malpighiales; Linaceae. The record is from the annotation of a GenBank genome assembly.
UCUAACUCUGAUACAUCUACUAAAUAAUAAUUAACUAACAUAAUCUUGUUGACAAAGGGGAAAGUGAAAGAGUGAAAUGAGAAUUGAGAGAAAUGAAUUAGAUUUUGAUUAAGAUGGUCACUCAAUUGCAUUUGUACUAUUUAUUUUCUCAAUUUAUCCUCAUCAUCAUUGAUAGAUUAUAAUUUGAUGCACAUAUUUUUUUUAUAUAUGAAGAAACUAUCUUGGUGGGGCGGGUAUGGGGAUGGGUAUGGGGCGGGGAGGCUAAAACCAUACCCGCCCCAUACCCAUCAAACUUUUUGCGGGUUUUACCCAUACCCGCCCCAUACCCGGUCAAAGCGGGGAUUCCCCGCGUUGACUGGGUCGGGGGCGGUCGGAUACCCGCGGCCAUGGGUUUGAUUGCCAUCUCUAGUUGACACCGACAUCGAGGGUAUAAAGUGAGUUUUGCGAGAAAAAACGUGAAUAUUUAUCGUGUGCCAGGAAAGACCUUGUAUUUAUUUUCUUUGAGGUGGUUUCUUCUGUAGUUAUUUAUGUUCUUUGUAAUAUAUGGUUUAGCAAUUGGUCAACUCGUUGUAUCUUUUAAAUGUCUAGUGAAAAAAAAAAAACAUAUUUCGGCCAUUUUAGAGAAUGGGGGAGUAUCUCGACAUAAAUAAAAAAAAUUGCAUGCAACAAUACAUAAGUAGGAGACGAAAUCUAUCAUAAACCAAUGCAAGUCUUUGUUUUAUUCAUUGAACACAAGCUCUUUGAAGGGUACACAAAAAAGAGAGGCUCGCUGGUCCAUCCAUAAUUCAGCAAACUAUCGUUAUACACCAUUUUAGAUUUCAUAUUAAUUAGAGGAAUCAAAAUGGGUAUUAGUGAUUGAUGGACUUGAUUUUUGAUGACGAUUAUCUUGUUGUUGUAGCUCCUCACCAUCGCAAUAUUUAUUGCACAACUCAACACAGCGACUGUAAAGCGGCAACAUGCACUGCGCCAAGCAAUUAGCAACACACUCUUGUCGAUCUGCCGAAACCAUUUGUUGUUGGUUCGUCAUUGAACCCAAAAUCACAAACAACACCAUGAUUACACUCAUCUUCUUCAUGGCCUCCAUUUCUCUUAACUAUCUAACUAUCUUUUGUGUAACUUACAAUAAUCUAUGCUAAGUAUUUGAUGUUGCAGCAAACUAGCAUCUCCAAUUCCCUUUUUAUAGAGCAAUUUUGUGUCCCUGUUUUUCAUUCAUUUAUGGAAAUGUAGAGAAACAUUUUCAUAAAAAAAGAAUGAAGAAUCUAUGUGCAAUGAAUAUAUAGAUAUAGUUUCUUUUUUCCUUUCCUCUCUGAUAUUCUCUUUAAUAGUUUCAUUGUAUAUAUACCAUGUACUUGUAUACCAUUUUUUUUUGGGCCAUAUGUAGAAUUGCUAAUCAACUUCCCUUUAUUGUUCUUCUCUCUCUUUCUAAUUUUUGUGUUUGCGGGGUAUACGUAACACCAACUUGCAUCAUCAAUACAUAAUUUAACAAUGUAUUAUCCAACAAACUUAUCUAUAAAAUGUCGUGAUAAGUACGAAACAAACGCAACUAAGACUUAACAAGACCAACUCUAGUGCCAAAAGACGCGAGGAAGGUACGAGUAGUAGCCAUUGCUAGCCGAAUUGUUCCCCAUGUCAUUUUGGUACAUAGUUGGGGUUCAUCGACAUGUUUUGUAUCGUGGAGGAAUGCUUCGUUGUUGAGUUUUGCUUUCUAACGUGGGAAUAUGCUCAAUUUCGAGCUUGGAUUGCAAGCUGAUCCCUUUUGUCUGUUAUUAAGGUUUCUGCCGGCCGUUGGUGAUAAUCACCAAGCUGCUUGCCUGGUGGAGAUCGAUGAUGGGUUGAUGGCUCUGAAAAAAACUAAUCUAGUGACGGUUUUAUCUAUGUUAUAAAAGUGUGCUAGAGGUGUAGAUAUGUCAAACUCCCAAGUUGAUAGUGAAAUUUUUGUUGUAAUCGUGGAUUAAGACUUAAUAGUCAGUCUCUAGUUUAAUGAAAACUUUGUUGUACAUGUAGUUUCACAUCUAAUAUCCAUUUCCAGCCUCAAUUGAGAGAAGGGUAGAAAAUAAUGUGUUAUAUACUCGAGGAAUGAGAUAUCGUGAUGUCCAUAUUACUCGUCACGUACAAUCUUCAUCCAAACACGACCUUUAAGAUGAGAACUCGUCUCGUUAAUUAUUGACCGUCGUCACUCUCGACACACGUAAACUCGAUCACAAGCGUUGCUUAUAAGAUUAUAAACAUCAGUAGCGGAUGCAAGGGAGGGCAGCAUCCACGGGUCACGGUCCAUCCCUUCUUUGGGUUUCGGAACUAAUAUUGCAAACGAGACUUGAUUUCUUCUAAUCCUCCCCAUCUUUUUUCAGACCAUUGCUAGUCAAAUUUGGCCCAGUACUCGUCUAUAUCCUGAAGGCUGGAUCCACCGCUACUAAACCUAGACUAUGACAUGUAACUGAUUAGCAAAGUAUAUCCAUGAUCAAGAUUUCUAACACCCCAUAUCUCCUACGCCAUGGACAACGGGUUAGAUGAUGAUAAAGAUGUCCAUUCUCCAAGUUGGGGUGGUGGUAUUCACUCACAUGUCUUCUUCUAUUCAACACGAGACAAGAGUUGUUGAAGGCAAAGACAAGAAACAUGCAAUAGCAAAAUAGCCAAAAAUUGGUCGCGUCCCCAUCUUAGGGCUUUAUUUAGUUUCAACCCCUAUGGGCCCAACUCCCCAAAAAAAGCCUAACAUAAAUGUCCAUCGCCCCGUGACUCGUAGUCGGGCCCCACAGCCCGUAACACAAUCAACCCACCAUCCCCGGCCUGCUUUAGUAUUGUUAUUGGGUCAAUUGCGUAACGACCCCUAAACUUUGGCACUACUAACAAAUUUACCACCGAACUAUGAUUUUCUCGGUCAUAAUUAUUCUUACAAGUGUGGCGAUAGAAAAAAAAUCAAUGAAAAGGAGGAAUUUUAGCUGUUACGAACUAAUAUGUACUCGUAAUGCACGAUUAAAUCCCCUAAUUCUAAACCUUAUAUUCAAUUAACAAAUAGCGAUCCUUUUGUUUGUGAUACGCAUAGUUUAGUGACCGAUUUGUGACGAAUCUCGUAGUUUAAUGACCACUAUAAACAUUUUUAACCAUGGGGGAUGUGGGUGUCCAAUCCAUCCCCUAGCUUUCUCCGCCACGUCACUUCCUCAAUUCCUUUCCCACCAAUGGCACGAUCCGUAAUUCUGACCUCUCACGAGGCUAAACAGUUAACCCUAUGCCUCCGGUAUACGCUUAAAAUCGCCGUGGUUAAUUCUCGACUCCUCUCCCUAUAAAUAAAUCCCUACCCGCGCUCUCAACUGUCAUCUCUACCUUCACCGAAACUCAAAUCAUCGAUUCAAUUCCCCCCCCACCAAAAAUCCCCAAAUUCAUCGAAAUCCCUAGAUCGCACAAACCAUGAAGAAGCCUCAGAUCCUCGCGAUCGUCCUCGCUCUCACCGUCGCCGGCGCGGCGUCGCUCGGCGGGUGGACCAAGAUCGAGCCCGAACACCUCAAGGAUCAGGACGUGGCGGAGGCCGCGGCGUUCGCCGUCGACCAGCACAACAGGGAGGGCGCAGAGAACCUGAAGCUGGUGACGGUGGACUCCGGCGAGUCCCAGGUCGUCAACGGCAAGCGGUACAGGCUGAACCUGACCGUCUCCGACUCCGGCAAUGCCGACGCGCUGUCGAAGUACGAGGCGAUCGUCUGGGUGCAUCCCGGCGGCAAGAGUCCCAAGGAGCUUACCUCGUUCAAGAAGCAGACGCCGUGAACGAGUCCGUAUAAUUCCGGCCUCUUCCGGUAGUUUCAUCGGGUUAAUUUGGAUCUUGUGAUCGGUGAUUGUAUAUUAAUGUAUGAGGAAACAGAGGGAUAUGGAGUAAUGAACUGAUGAUGAUGAUGAGAUGUGUGGUUUAUGGAUCAGAAUAAGAAGAAAAAAAAAAGGACUAUUCGGUUUUAGUUUUACCCUCUUCUUCAAUUUCGAGCUUUUGCAGACAAAUCGAAAUUGGCCGUCGGAGAUUGAACGACGGCUGUUUAUUCUCCGAUGAGCUACCGGUGGCACCUGCCUACCUUUGGGCUCCUGAAUUGGGCCUUGGAUAAAAUUAAUGGAUUGGG